GAUAGAAAUAUCAAAUUUGGAGUCACGGCGAACUCGAAUAUGCAUGGUCUCCCAGCCAUAAUAUAGUCUAGUCUCAUAUUGCAUCGUUUAAGCAUAUGAAGGAUCAAUGGCUGAUAUCUUCCUCACUCUCGAGUUGUUGAACAUAUUAAAAGUCUAGUACUUGAUAUCAACUAUGCAUAUCACGGUUUAAAAUGUACAAGAAUUCAUCAUACUUUUGUUGGUAAUACUACUUAGAAUUGUGUUUGAGGUUGGAAGAUGGUACAAAAACUACAUCGAUCAGUUCUAACAAAACAACUCUAAUAUCACGUAUCUAAUCCUAAUAGCUAGAUAGAAUGAGGAGAAAUGGGAAAGUGGUAUUGGGUAGAUUAAUGGGGGGUAAAUGGCAUGGGAGACAAAGCAAGGAAGAAGAGGAAUGGGAGAGUCACAAAUGGCAUGCAAUGCAAGAGAGGGCAGCAGAUCAUAUAUUGUUGCUGCUGUCUGCUACAAUGCACUGUAUAAGCGCCACCAUCAUAUAUUCAUAUCAUCCUUCUUCCUCCUGUUUUGCCAAAAAUAGUAAAUAAAAAAAAGGAGAGGAGAGGGAGAGGGGUAAGAAAUCAAAAAGACCAAAUUCACAGCCCCCCAACACCAAUUACCUCACUCUCACUCCCACUAUUACUGCUCCAUCUCUUUCCCAACACUUCGCUUCCCUCCCUCCCUCCCUCCUUUUAUGAUCUGCUCACUGAAAUCUAAAAUCCCCAGGCAGUACACAGACAGACUUACUAUUCCUAGAGAAACCUUUUCUUGCCUCCCUUCCCAAUUAAGCUCCAUAUCUAUACCUAGAUAGAUAGAUAGAGUCAUCAGAUCAGAUCAGAUCAGAUCAGAUCAGGCAAAAGGAGAGCAAAGCAAAGCAGCACAAGGGCGCUGUACAGCACGGGUAGAUGAUGGUCGUGAUUAGAUAAUCGAUCAUGAUGGUGGUGAUGAAGAUGGAUAUUGAUGAUUGAUUUGUGCAGACGUGGAAGGCCAGGAGCCGGCCUGUAAUUGGAUGGAGCCACCUGGCGACGGAAUCACGGCCAACAUCAUCACUACUUGUACUGAUCAUCAUCUUCACUCCUCCUCUUCUUCGGGUCAUUGUAUUCGGGUCGGGCAGGGGGUCAUGACCCGCCUUGCUUCUGCUUCUGCUGACGAUCUCCUGCUCUUCCCCUCCUCCUCUUCGUCGUCGUGUUAUGGAGUGAAGACGAGGAAGAAGAGAAUGGCGAGGCAGAGAAGGCACAGCUCCACCAUUACCCAUCUCUUCUCUUCCUUCAACACAACUGCUGCUGCUGCCUCCCACGUGCCGCCUCCUCCCCCUCCCCCCGCACGUGAAAUUGACCCAAGGAGCUUGAGGUUCUUGUUCCAGAAGAAGCUCAAGAACAGCGAUGUUAGCUCCCUCAGGAGAAUGGUCCUUCCCAAGAAAGCAGCAGAGGCACACCUCCCUGUGCUGGAGUCCAAGGAAGGCAUGUCCAUCACCAUGUAUGACUUGGAUGCCACCCAUGUCUGGACCUUCAAGUACAGGUAUUGGCCUAAUAACAACAGCAGAAUGUAUGUCUUGGAGAAGACAGGUGACUUUGUUAAUGCACAUGGACUGCAAUCAGGAGACUUCAUCACACUUUACCAAGACUGCCAAAACCAGCAGACCUAUGUCAUCCAAGCUAGAAAGGCUUCUGAGGAGGAGAGCAUAUUUGCAGACAUAAUGAACAGUGAUGUCAUGAGCGUGGUUCAGGACCUUGAUCAUCCCCACCACAUUGCUGGAAAGACCAACUCGCCCCUCUACUACGAUAGUAUUAGUAAUGCAAUGGAAAGCGCGGCUGCCAGCUUCUCCUUCAUCUACGACAGCACAACCACCUUCUCCAACGACUCCCCCUUGGAUUUUUUGGGUGGAUCGAUGACCAACUUCCCCACAACAGGGAACCACCUGGAGAGCUUUGGUUCCAUUGAGGCGCUUUCCCUUGAUGACUUCUAUUAGCCAGCCCAGCCCAGCCAGGGGAAUAUGUUUGCCUCUGCAGUAUGACUAUCUUUAAUUUGCAUUGCACAAAUAUAUAUAUGCGUGUGUUUUGGAUGAUGAAAUUGAUUUUGCUCAGCCCUCCCGCAAGAUAUAUAUCUAUUAAGGGUUGGUACUGUACUAAUUAUGAAUGUCUCUUUACCGACUGUGGCCUUCAUACAUUUACAGACAGAGGCAUGUUGGUAUGCCGUAUGUAUUAAUUGUAAUAAAGUGGAACACUAGCUUAAUUAGCUUCCCAGCAAAAUGUAGUUUGUGGGAACGUAACUUUUCAAGUGUAUGCAAUGUAGCUAAGUCCGAUCCUUUGUUUUUCUUAAAAAUACAAUCAUGUAAUUUAUACUCAUAGAGACAAAAAUGUUAGUUUGUGGGAACCUAUAACUAUAAGUGUCCACAUGAUCACCAAUUCAUGAGAAAGGUAUGUAACAGUAUGUUUUUUUUGAAGAAAUGUAACAAUAUGGUUAUAGUGACAAUAUGCUAACUAAACUAAGUAAUUUGCAAUGAGAGUAGCUACAUAUAAUUUGUGUUUUGUUCAAUCAAGUCAAAACACCGAAUGGACGCUUCACAUUACCAAAAUCAUCGUGACAAGAACCCACACAAACACCGAACUUGACCCUUUUCCAAUUUAUUGCCAACUUGCAAGCCUAGCUCCCAAUUUGCGAGCAAAUAUACUAGUGUAAGAACAUACUCAUCUCAUAACUAAAAGAAUGAGCGAGUGUGAGCAUGCGAGUGCUAAUUGAGCAACUUUCAUUAAAAUGAUGAUGUUCUUUGAUGCACUCAACUAGUGUAAGAACAUACUCAUCUCAUAACUAAAAGAAUGAGCGAGUGUGAGCAUGCGAGUGCUAAUUGAGCAACUUUCAUUAAAAUGAUGAUGUUCUUUGAUGCACUCAGAAUAAGUUAGAUAGAAUGAC
This is a messenger RNA of Linum trigynum, 2922 nucleotides long. NCBI's taxonomy places the organism in Eukaryota, Viridiplantae, Streptophyta, Magnoliopsida, Malpighiales, Linaceae. The record is from the annotation of a GenBank genome assembly.